AUGGUUGCAAGUAAGUUCCAGCCGACUUAUGCUCGACAAGCUUUCCCAUGUUUUGAUGAGCCAGAAUACAAAGCAACAUAUGAUAUAACAUUAGUCAAACCCAAGGAGUACAUCGCCCUGUCUAAUAUGAAUGAAAUAUCAAGAUCAAUAGUGGAUUCUUCAGACUCCGAGGCAGUUACCUUUGCAACCAGUGUUCCGAUGUCAACAUACUUAGCAUGUUUUGUGGUCUGCAAUUUUGAUUAUAAGGAGGCUGAUGUAAAUGCUAAUGGAAUCGGGAGUAACUUUACAUUGCGUGCCUUUGCUCAGAAGGAUCAGACACAUAAAAUAGAUUUUGCUCAUGACAUUGGGAAACGUGCCACCGAAUUUUAUAUCAAUUAUUAUGGAGUUCCCUUUCCACUUCCAAAGCUGGAUAUGAUUGCUAUCCCGGAUUAUGUCUCUGGAGCAACGGAACAUUGGGGUCUGAUAACAUAUAGGGAAACAUCCUUCCUUAUUGACAAUGAUUUGGCGUCAUCAAGAAAUAAACUAAGUGUUGCCAAUACAGUGUCCCAUGAAUUGGCACAUAUGUGGUUUGGUAACUUAGUUACAAUGAAAUGGUGGGAUGAGGUGUGGUUGAAUGAAGGUUUUGCUACAUACAUGCAAGCCAAAGCCUUAAAUGCUAUUGAACCAUCUUGGACAAUGUCAGAUCAGUUUUUAGUGAGAACCAUGCAUUCAGUGUUAGAUGUUGAUUCUAAAUUAUCAAGUCACCCCAUUGUACAAACAGUUGAAACACCCGAUGAAAUAACAGCCAUCUUUGAUUCAAUAUCAUACAAUAAGGGAGCUUCGGUAUUAAGAAUGUUGGAAGGUUUUAUAGGUGAGGAGAACUUCAGACUUGGUGUUUCGGAUUACUUAAAGAAAUAUAAAUAUGGCAACACCAUCACACAAGACUUGCUGUCGUCUCUAGAACCAUAUUUCAGAAAAGAUAAUCCAACUUUAAGUCUAAAUUAUAUAAUGGACACUUGGACAAGACAAAUGGGUUACCCUCUAAUAAGUAUCAAAUCAGGUGACAAACCAAACACCUACAUCGUACGCCAAGAACGAUUCCUCAUAGAUCCAGAGGCAAAAGAUCCUGAACCAUCAAAAUAUAACUACCGUUGGCUCGUACCAAUUACAUACACCAGUGAUAAGGGAACAAAUGAUAAUAUUACCUGGUUCCCUGACAACAGUGACUCAAUCCAGCUGACUUUAAGUGAAGGCGAAGAUUGGUUUAAAAUUAAUAACAACCAAGUUGGUUACUACAGAGUCAACUACGAAGAUAGUAUGUGGCUUAAAUUGAUAGAGCAACUCAAAAAUAAAUCCACUAAGCUAUCAAUAUCAGAUAGAUCUCAUCUCCUAAACGAUGUGUUCGCGUUGGCAGAGGCUCAAAUAGUAUCGUAUGAUAUAGCUUUGAAUCUGUCCACAUAUUUGGAUGUUGAAACUGAUUAUGUACCGUGGGAGACAGCCAGCUCAAUAUUAUCUGAAUUAUCAGACAGAUUACUAAAUACCACCGCUCAUGAUCACCUUGAGGUAUACAUACAAAAAUUAAUAAAACCACAGUAUGAUACAAAAUCAUGGGAGAGAAGUAAUUUGACGGUUAUCGAAGGCUUACUCCGUGCAAGAGUUCUAUCUCUGGCUUCAAACUAUCAAUUACCAGAAGCUAAUUCGAAGGUCCGCAGUUUAUUUUUGUCGUGGCUGAAUGCACCCAAUGAUACGAAAAUAGAACCGGAUCUUAGAGACUUUGUAUACUAUCACGGUAUGAAAUCAGCGACACAGGAGGAGUGGGAUAAAUUGUGGCAAAUAUAUACGAACGAGCAAGACGUCCAAGAACUAUCCAAAUUGAGGAGCGCCUUAUCAGCGCCCAGAGAUGGAAAUAUAUUACAGAGAUAUCUCACAUUAGCGUGGGAUGAGAACAAUAUAAGAAGUCAAGACUAUCUGAAUGUGAUUCAACAGAUCAGUUCUAAUCCAUCCGGAACAGAUCUUGUAUGGGAUUACGUUAGGAUCAAUUGGACGAAAUUAGUUGAUAGAUUCACUUUGAACAGUCGCUACUUGGGCAAUAUGAUACCAGGAGUGACCGGCAGCUUCAAAACUAGUGAUAAACUUAAAGAGAUGGAGGCGUUCUUCGCUAAAUAUCCUGAUGCGGGCGCUGGGGAACUGUCUCGACAACGAGCGUUGGAGAACGUUCGUGACAAUAUUCGCUGGACCAACAAACACAUGACAGUUGUUUCAAAUUGGCUCAAGAACAGAUUAUAA
Molecule: messenger RNA, 2265 nt
Organism: Danaus chrysippus (African queen)
Lineage: Eukaryota; Metazoa; Arthropoda; Insecta; Lepidoptera; Nymphalidae
Source: the annotation of a GenBank genome assembly